AUACGGGUGGUGCACCUGUAGAAGAACAACACAAUACAACACACACUGCACAACAGAACAGCUUCUUUCUUCUUCAACAAUGGCAACUUCGUUAUUCCGCAACAUUCGGAGAGCUUCUUUUGUUCUCAGAUUCUCGUAUGCCACCUCGUUUUCGGUCUCUCCCAGGUCAGUUGGGAGGGCACAAAUAUCUCUGUGUUCCCCGUUCAGGCACUGUAUCACGCUAUCAAAGGAAGGUUCAUGGUGGGGUUUGAGAAAUUUGAGUUAUGGCACAGUUAACCUUGUGAUAACGGGAGGGAAGGCCAAGUUUGAGACUCAUGAAGCUGAUCCUCCAAAGAAAGACAAGUGGAAGAACAAGAAGAGGUUUAAGAUGCAGAGGAAGAGAGAGAAGGAGAAGAGGAAAGCAGCAAACAGGAAAGACCCCCGUCGACUUGGUGUCAAAGGGAAGAAGAAGAAGCAGAGAUUUGCCAAUGCAGAAGAGAGAAUCAAGUACAAGAUUGAAAAUGCCAGGGUUAAGGAAGCAUUGCUCAUUGAAAGACUCAAACGAUAUGAAGUUCCUAAGGUUCAGGGUCCUGUUGUAAAACCUGAUGCCUUGACGGGGGAGGAACGGUUUUAUUUGAAGAAAAUGGCUCAGAAGAGAUCUAAUUAUCUACAAAUUGGUAGAAGAGGAUUAUUUGGAGGGGUUGUUCUCAAUAUGCAUAUGCAUUGGAAGAAACAUGAAACUGUUAAGGUCAUAUGCAAGCCUUGUAAACCUGGUCAAGUACAUGAGUAUGCACAAGAACUUGCCAGAUUGAGUGGUGGUAUUCCAAUUCAAGUAAUUGGAGAUGACACAAUAAUAUUUUAUCGUGGAAGGAACUAUGUACAGCCCGAGGUUAUGUCACCAACAGAUACACUGUCCAAGAAAAAGGCACUUGAAAAAUCCAAGUAUGAGCAAUCACUUGACUCUGUUAGGCGCUUCAUUGCUAUUGCUGAGAAAGAGUUAGAGCUAUAUCACAGGCACGUUGCACUUUAUGGUGAUCCAAACAACCGUAAUCCCUUAUCAAUGCUGGAAGGCCCAAGUGGAAACUCCAGAGAAAAAGGGUAUCAUGAUGAUAAAAAACUUGAUUUUAGAAGCAAUUAUUUUUCGUCCGAACUUUCAGAAACAGAAGCAGAUUCCACAGAGAUGGAGCUAUCAGAAACUGAAGAGGGUUCUGAAGAUGAAAACCUGUUGAUGAAUGAAUCAGAUUCUGAAGAGAACAACAUGUUGGAUUCCAAUGAUGAUGAAGAAAGAGAGGUAUAUUUUAAUAAAAUGCAAGGUGAAAGUGUAAGCGCAGCCACAGGUUCGUCACCAAUGUCUAAACAUAGCCGCUACUAUAAUAAUCAUUAUUUAUUGUCAUAACAAGUUCCAAUCACUAGAGAGUAGAGAUUAGUAAUAUAUUAUUAAGUCAUCUUGAGUAAAUCAAGUAGUCCAUAAAAAUAUGCCUUGGAGGAUUGUGAAAAGUAGUUUAUUUUUCUUGUCUUAAAUGCUGAAAAUCGAGUUU
Abrus precatorius (Indian licorice) is the source of this 1517-nucleotide messenger RNA. RefSeq lists its product as uncharacterized. The coding region runs from base 80 to 1375 and encodes 431 amino acids. The record is from RefSeq and is a predicted model, not a curated record. Lineage: Eukaryota; Viridiplantae; Streptophyta; Magnoliopsida; Fabales; Fabaceae. Gene Ontology annotation, molecular function: RNA binding. The transcript is spliced from 4 exons.